GGAUCUAUCGGGUUCGCUUGAUAAUCAAAAAUUUUCUCAGAAUUGGACUCAUUAAUAAAUACUUUAUCAGUCUGUUCCAACUUUUGGUACUGUUCCAAGUAGUCCAAAUCGAGCAAGAGCGAACGCGAACAAGCACGAAUGAAGAAUUACGAACGAACUCUACGAGUGCGACUGAUAUUGCGAGUACAAACGAACCCAAAUGAAUAUCGACGUAUACGUUCCGUUUUUCUUGUCGAUAUGUUUAUCAAAGGAAAAGCAUUCGGUGAGGUGCUAAAGAACUUAUUGUUACCUAUUAUUAGUGGUAAAGUGUUUGUCUGUCAAGUGGAAGACACGGAUACGAUUCCCUAAUACCACAACGGGAUCUUUUUGAAAGGAAACAAUAAUAAAUGCAUAAUUAUCCAAAAACGAAUCCAAUGUAAUUUAGUAAUAUAUUGUGUGAUACUGUGUUAUCAAAUCUCGUCAUAAACCAUGAUACUUUAUCCCAAUAGGACGGAAAUCUAUAGUAGAAAGGAGAAAAGCACUUGUUUGUGAUCGUUCAUGUUUGAUCAGUCUGAAUGGGUUAACACAUUUUCUCAGUCUAUUAGUGAAGUAUAAUGGAGUGGCCAAACGAUAAAGCUUUGUUAUUUAUUAAUGAAAUUGAAAGCUUACCGAUUUUAUGGGAUUCUUCAGAUCCAUAUUAUAAAAUUAGUAGGAAAAAAAAUGAGACGUGGGAAAAUCUUGCCAACAAAUUCUGUACAACAAUACUAGAUGUUAAAAAGAAAUGGCUUUCAUUACAGGCAUCAUACAGAAGAGAGAGAAUUAAGAUGAUUGAUUCUGCAAAGGGAACUGAGAAAAAAGUAUCAUCAAAAUGGUUUGCAUAUCGUGCAAUGACGUUCUUGGGAGAUCAUUAUAAACCAAGAGGAAUAAGAGAUACUUCUGAGACUUCUGAAACAUGUCAACAAGAAAAAAAUAGUGACCUUAAGGAUCAAGAAGGUAUUAAUGAAACAGACAUAACAUGUCCGAAAGUAGAAGCUACAUUACAUGAACCAGAGAGAAGUGUACGGUUGCGUAAUACCUCGUUGCGAAGAAAACAUUUGAAAAUGUUUUAUUCUCCAGAAUUAAGUAACCCAAAGAAAAGAAAGAUUAAUGAAGAUAAGCCAAGUGAAAUGUAUAUUUUAAAAGCUACUGUCGCAGAAAAAGAAUGUCAACGAGAUGAAAAUGAAACUUAUGGUGAAUACGUGGCACUGACACUGAAGAAAUUAGAUAAUUAUUCACGUAUAAUGGCUAAACAUUACAUUAAUGAGAUUCUUAUAGAAGCAGAAUUAGGGAAAUACAAAGAUUCGAUUCUUCAAAGAUCGCCUAUACCCACGACCUAUUCUGCUAUUUCACCAUCGCUUUCUGUAUAUUCCUACCAAUCCGGAGGUUCCAAUAACGUGGUUUCUUCUGAACCGAAUCUGUGAUCACCUGAUGAAUCAAUAGCAUUAAAAAAUUAUUUCUUUUUCUCAGUGUGUUGUCUUUUGUCAGUGGUGAUCUCUUCUGCAUAUGUCCAUCUUAUAUCCACUGAUAUAUGGGACCUACAGUUUUUUUAACACCGACUGGCACAUAGUGGAAGAAAUACUCCACCAUGGAACGGCCUAUCGGAAGAGAUUGUCGUGGCAAAGAUACUCUUAAUGAUUUGUCAUUGUCUUGGUGAUGGUCAAAGUGAUGAUCAAAUAAAAUCUGGUACGUAUAGAGUCUGGGUGGAUUUGAACCCCAUAGCAGCCAUGCGACUCUAUGCCACAAAGUUAUUUAACACGAUUUUAAUCAUUUCUAUUUUCUGCAAGCUUUUGUUGAAAUACA
Molecule: messenger RNA, 1818 nt
Organism: Trachymyrmex cornetzi
Lineage: Eukaryota; Metazoa; Arthropoda; Insecta; Hymenoptera; Formicidae
Exons: 4
Coding region: 594-1439 (281 amino acids)
Source: RefSeq, a predicted model, not a curated record